Molecule: messenger RNA, 264 nt
Organism: Geodia barretti
Lineage: Eukaryota; Metazoa; Porifera; Demospongiae; Tetractinellida; Geodiidae
Source: the annotation of a GenBank genome assembly
AUGGGUGCCUGCAGCGAGAGUGGCUACGUGUGGACACAGACGGUGUACGACACGACGGGAAACAUCCUCACAAACCCAGGCUUCUCAAACCCGGUCAAGAAGACCCUCCAGGUCCACGUCUGUAGGAACAUCACCAAAGCCAUGAACACCAACUGCUCCUCCAAGGGACUUGCCCCGGUCUACAUGAAUGAUGACAGUAGUGGAGAGUGCAAUGCAUAUGGGAAUAUCAGGACUGCCAACAUACAGCCCAACCCUUUCAAUGAC